AUGCGAGGUGCCAAAACUGGUAACGCCCGCGGGUCGGACCAUAUUCUCGUUCACACGCGCCUGAUGGUUCACCUCUCAUCUGCGCCCCAAAUGCCACGUACGAGACGCCUUGAUGUCGCAAAGCUCCGACAACCCAACAUUAGCGAGAAUUCCAGUCCCGUCUUACGACCCAAGCUGACAGUGAAGGAAGUAGCAAGUGGUCACCACGGAAGACAGGCAUCUAUGGGGCAGCUGAGAAAAUUCUCGGAUCCACUCACCGGCGUCACAAUGACUGGAUUAGCGGAUGAACCCUACGGAAACGACCCGAGCCAGGUCUUGCAACGAUGCUUCCUUCCGCCAGCUCUGAAAGCGGUGUUUGCUCACUUUGUCCUAAGUGUUCAUCAAACGUCAUCCGUUGUAGUCGUAAUGGGGGACAUACAUUUACGCUCUUAUCGCAAGGCUCAUGGGCAAAGAGAAACCUCACAAUAUUGA
Molecule: messenger RNA, 471 nt
Organism: Dibothriocephalus latus
Lineage: Eukaryota; Metazoa; Platyhelminthes; Cestoda; Diphyllobothriidea; Diphyllobothriidae
Source: the annotation of a GenBank genome assembly